AUGUUGAUGGAGCUUGGAAGCCAUGCUCUUCGAUCGAUAUCCCAGGCUGUUUCGUACGCGCCGACAGCCGUCUCCUCACAGCCGGAUCGGAAUGAUCUCUCGGCCAUUGACGGCGAUGUGGAGGUGAUCUUCUUCGACUUUGACGGCACGCUCACAAAGACUCCGGGGACGCUGGCCUCGCAUGCCAGCAAGCUUGUGGAGUUACGGGAGAGGACACCAAUGCUCCAGCCACGGCUCGAGCGCCUACGAGAGGCAGGAGUAACCCUGGCCGUGAUCUCGAAGAGCACGGAGCAAACUGUUUCCUAUGCGUUGGAGGAGACAGGACUGAGAGACUUUUUCAAUGGCCCCAUACUCGGCAAGGCAGCCCGCGUCGAUGGCAAAGCUGGCAUCAUCCAGGAGCUCUUCGAGGAGGGAGGAUGCUUCCAUCACCUAGGGGAGGAGGCUUGGGACAAGGCGAUCCUCAUAGACGAUGACAUCUGCGAGCUGGUAUCGGCUCGUGAAAUUGGCAUGCAAACUUUCGCGGCACCUGCCCAGGGGGGUCUACAAGAUGAGGACUUCGAUGACCUCUUCAGAUCAAUGGGCUUGGACACGGGGGCAGAGUCUGAGGUUGACAUGGACCCGACGACCCCACUGGCCCAGCCGAAGCGGAAGAAGCGUCAUCGGCCCGUCCGCCUGGAAGACAUCCAGCUGGAGAACGAGACCAUUCGCAGCUUGUGGACACAGGGCCUAGUUGGGCAGAGCUUGAAGCUGGACGUUGAAAGUGCGCAGAAAGAGUUCAACGAGGACGAGGAGCGUCCGAAGCUCAUUGACUACUACGACGUGACAGAGGAGCUCGGCCAGGGCUCCUUCGGCACAGCCUACGUCGGCCACUACCGUGCCACGGGGUUGCUUUGCGCCGCCCCGAAGCGGCAAGUUUUGAGGAGGGGGUUACUGUAG
This is a messenger RNA of Symbiodinium natans, 936 nucleotides long. Lineage: Eukaryota; Dinophyceae; Suessiales; Symbiodiniaceae. The record is from the annotation of a GenBank genome assembly.